This is a messenger RNA of Adineta ricciae, 465 nucleotides long. Lineage: Eukaryota; Metazoa; Rotifera; Eurotatoria; Adinetida; Adinetidae. The record is from the annotation of a GenBank genome assembly.
AUGUUCACUUGUACCCCACAUUGCAGAAUGUUUUUUCCCUACUCUUGCACAUUGUAUAUAAAUAAAUGCCUUCUUCGAUACAUACGCAUUCUAUAUCAUCGACAACGUCAAAAUAUGCAAAUUUUCGUGAAAACAUUAACAGGAAAGACAAUCACAGUGGAGGUCGAAUCUUCCGACACAAUCGAAAAUGUGAAGGCUAAAAUUCACGAUAAAGAAGGUAUCCCUCCAGAUCAACAACGAUUGAUUUUUGCUGGCAAACAGCUUGAAGACGGACGAACACUGUCGGAUUACAAUAUUCAAAAAGAAUCAACUUUGCAUUUAGUUCUUCGUCUUCGUGGUGGUUGCAACACAUUUUCUUGUGGUGAUAUCAUCGUUUGUGCACCGAAACAACAUACUGGUCAAUGUCCAGGUACAACUUAUCAUAACACUCCCUGUUGGAAAUGUACUGCCUACGGUCACAAAUGA